CUUCCGCUCCGCGCAUGCGCCUUACGGAAAAAAAACGAGCGGCGCGGUUGCCAUAGCGACGGCCGCCGCCAUGAUCCCGCCGCCGGACUCGCUGCUGCGCUACAACCCGCCGAUGCUCGUCAGCCGCCGCACCGAGAAGCGCUCUCCGGAGGCCCUCCCGCUGAAGGCCAUCCCGCAGCCCUCCCCGCCGCCGGGUCCCGUUCCGCCGUCUCGUCCUCGCACGGCCGCCGCCGCCACGUCAGCGAAGGAACCGCAGGAGAUCCUGAACGCCAUCCUACCGCCGCGGACGUGGGAGGAGGACAACCGGCUGUGGGUGCAGGAGGUUUCCAGCGCUCCCAGCACCCGGCUGGACGUCGUGCAGCUGCAGGAGCAGCUGGACCUGAAGCUGCAACAGCGGCAGGCGAGAGAAACAGGCAUCUGCCCCGUGCGAAGGGAGCUGUACUCACAGUGCUUCGAUGAGCUGAUCCGUGAAACCACAAUUAACUGUGCAGAGCGAGGACUGCUGCUGCUUCGAGUCAGGGAUGAGAUCCAAAUGACAAUUGCUGCUUACCAGACGUUGUACGAGAGCAGCAUUGCCUUUGGCAUGCGGAAGGCACUGCAAGCAGAGCAAGGCAAAUCUGACAUGGAAAAAAGAAUUGAAGAGCUAGAAGAGGAGAAGCGGGAGCUGGAAAGACUGGUGAGCGAAGAGAAAGCAAAAUGUGAAGCUAUUGAGAAACGUGAGAUUGAAAGGCGACAGAUAGAGGAAAAGAAACACACUGAAGAGGUCCAAUUCCUGAAGAGAACCAAUCAACAGCUGAAGGCUCAACUUGAAAGCAUCAUUGCACCAAAUAAGUAAAUUUUUUGUUGGCCUCCAGGCCAGAAGAGCUGUCAGAGCACAAAGUUUGCAAUUAAUGACAGAGAUUUGUCUUCA
Messenger RNA from Lagopus muta (rock ptarmigan), 910 nucleotides. RefSeq names its product dynein axonemal light intermediate chain 1 (gene DNALI1). NCBI's taxonomy places the organism in Eukaryota, Metazoa, Chordata, Aves, Galliformes, Phasianidae. The record is from RefSeq and is a predicted model, not a curated record. Gene Ontology annotation, molecular function: dynein heavy chain binding. The coding region runs from base 71 to 835 and encodes 254 amino acids. Gene Ontology annotation, cellular component: filopodium; axoneme. The transcript is spliced from 6 exons.